This is a messenger RNA of Microdochium trichocladiopsis, 1488 nucleotides long. RefSeq lists its product as uncharacterized. NCBI's taxonomy places the organism in Eukaryota, Fungi, Ascomycota, Sordariomycetes, Xylariales, Microdochiaceae. Gene Ontology annotation, cellular component: SBF transcription complex; cytoplasm. The coding region runs from base 1 to 1488 and encodes 495 amino acids. Gene Ontology annotation, molecular function: transcription coregulator activity. The record is from RefSeq and is a predicted model, not a curated record. The transcript is spliced from 2 exons.
AUGUCACAGACCACGGCAGGCGUGCUCCCUGCGCCGGACACGGCCCACGGUCACGGUCACGACCACAGCCAUGGCCACCCCCACCACGACUCGAGCACAGAAUCGCAAUCCACAACGGCCACAACAGACAUCACUGACCGCGUCUUUACUCCCCCGGGCAGCGACAGCGGUCGGAGUAGCGGCAAUGCCCCCGCCGCCCCUUCUUCGCAGGACUCCCAGCUCUUCCAGCUCUCAGAGCUGGCCGCUGCCCGGGACAAGAUCCCAGAGGCCGACAACGCCACGGCCGUGUCCCGCAAGCGGACCGCCGACGGUGCCGUCAAACACACUCGGAACGGGUCAAUGAUGUCGCCCACCAAGCCCGGCCAUUCGAGAAACACGAGCACGGUCAGCGUCGCCUCGACAGCAGGCAGUCGGAUUGGAGAGCUCUCGGCCGAGCUCCGGGCGAAGCUUUCAUAUGCCAUGGUCAAGGUCAACAAUGGCUGGCAAGGGCACUCUAUCGACGAGGUGGAAUCGCUGGCGUCACAGGUAGCCUCACCAACCUCGAGCACCUCGACAAUACACGCCCGCAACCGCGCGUCCGCCAGCCCGCGUGUUGCGUUCGCCCCGAACAAGCUUGGCUACGGCAGCACUGCCACGAGCCCUGCCGUUCAAUAUCCCCCAUCAACUCGCGGAUAUGACUCGGUAUGGAAGGACAAUGUCAACAGACCCCGGAGCUCAACAUCGCCUACUACAGCACCGGGUAUUGCUACACUUGCACCGCCGGCUCCUAUACGAGCCGGCGAGCACAAUUUUGCUAACCCUCGCCGCAACUCAAACGCCAAGUACACACCUGCGUAUCUGUCAAACGCCUCGCCACACACUCCUGCUCAGCCGAGUCCUCUCCAAAGCACACCAGGACAGACCACCCUGCGCACGCCACAGAUAGACCCGAUUUUAUUCUCACCGCACCAGAACUUCCGUGAGCAGGAAGCGCUGGAAACCCUUGUGUUCAUGAGCAGCCCGGGCAACUCGGCCAACAUGAAGCACAACUUUCCUUCGUCCCAGGGAUCACAAGCACAAGGAAAAGCUGGGGUACGAACGGCCCUUCCGACUUCACGACUCGGCCCUGGCGUGGACAACCAGGCCAACGGCCGCAAGAGCCUGCCAAGUGGGCGGCCGCAACAGACACCCGGAACGCAUGCUAAGCAUGUCGGCUUCGCCAAGUCACCGAGCAAUUUGAGUGCCAUGGACGUCGACGAGCCUCAGCUUUCGCCACAGAAUCGCGGCACGCCACGACGGAGGACGCUGGGUAGCGGGCCACGUCCGUCACUAUCGACGCCAGCUGGUCUAGGCGGGGCGGGCAGAUCUCGUCCGGCACUACAGGACGUGGACAUUGAGCGAAUGCUAGACCGCGUUGCAGCAGCAGGGGAUAGCUCCGACUCAGAGGGCGAGAUCUCACUGCCCCACGACCGAAGGACACAACAAGGCGCAGCUGGCGUGGGUGCCUGA